CUUUUAUUUGACAUCUAUUUUUAACGGGGCUUAAAAUAUUUGGGUUUUUUCAGGGUUUUUUCUUACACGUAGCAUGUUGUUGAAAGGAUAGAUGAUAUUAAACCCUUGGAAGUAUUCCUCCAGAUCAGCCAACCAAAAAAGUUUUCCCUUUUAAUUAUUAGUUUACUAUUACCAAACUUUCUUCUCCCUUCACUUCCUCCACCCCGCCCUCUAGCUUCUAUAAUGCUUGAAUUACAAAAAAAAAAUUAGUUGUUUUCUUCUUCUUCUUAUUUUAUAUAAUUUUGAAUGGUUUAGAAUGGGUUAUAUUCUUCUCAAAUUGCUAAUUAUUUAUAUUUUCAUCUUUUCCUUUUUACAAGCCGACAAACCUAUUCUUGUCAAAAACAAUUGUGCUAGUGUUAUAACAGUGGGUGUCCUUACGAAUGGUAUCAGUAGCUCAUUUCCUGAACUAAGCUUUGAUUUGACUCCUUCAGCAAGCAACAGUUUUAGCAAGCCGGAUAGUUGGGGAGGACGCGUUUGGGCACGUUAUCAUUGCUCUGGCUCUGCGGGUAAGGACGCUCAGAACUGUGGCGUACCAGGCGCGGUAAAUCCUGCUAGUUUAGCAGAGUUUUUCUUUAAAGGAACAGGUGGUAAAGAUUUUUAUGAUAUCAGUCUUGUUGAUGGUUACAAUAUGCCUCUCUCCAUUUCUCCUAGUGGUGGUUCUAAACCAGAUGGUUAUGAAUGUGGGUCUCCAAUCUGUAGUCUAUCCUCUUGCCCCCCAGAGUAUGCAGUGACGGAUGCAACAGGGAGUGUCGUAUCUUGUAUGAGUGCUUGUUCUAAAACAGGCUCCCCACAGGAUUGUUGUACAGGAAAUUAUAAUACGCCUGAAACAUGCAAACAGAAUGCUCAGGCUGCUGAUGUAAAGCAGAGAUGUCCAGAUGCUUAUAGUUUUGCAUAUGAUGAUCAAAAAUCGACUUAUUCAUGUGAAGCAAAUGGUUAUACGAUUACUUUUUGUUAGUAAACUUUUAUUAUAUAUACAGGUAAUCAUCCUUAAACUAUGUUUAUUAUUAUUACCAUAAUAAUAAUAAUAAUAAUAAUAAAAAUAUACAGAUAUAAUUAUAUUAGUUAUUAAAUAGUACUAUAAAAAAUAAAA
Molecule: messenger RNA, 1129 nt
Organism: Cokeromyces recurvatus
Lineage: Eukaryota; Fungi; Mucoromycota; Mucoromycetes; Mucorales; Mucoraceae
Product: thaumatin
Exons: 1
Coding region: 296-994 (232 amino acids)
Source: RefSeq, a predicted model, not a curated record